GAUAAACUGUGAUAUUUCUGACAAAAUACUUACAAUAAGAAAGUAUGGUUUAAUAUCUGCUUUUAACGUUCAUUAUUAAAUUAAUCUAUGACAAAUCUACCUCAUUCCCGAGGAACUUAUUCAUUUGAAUCACAAAAAUCCGAGAUAAACAAGAGAAAAAAAAAAUUUGGUGAUGGAAGUAUAUGUUUUGGUCCAUUACAUCGCUACGUUCACUUAAAUGAUGCAGCAAAUUCACAAAUAUUUACAUUUCUCUUGCUACCACAUCUUUUAUGUGGUUUAGUUAAUUAUGUCGAGACGCAAGUAUUCCAAUAUGCUGAACACGAAUGGUUUGUAAGAUUCGAAAGGACCGAUACUCAUCUAGGUUUUUACUUGGAGUUGAUUACGCAGAAAUCCGAAAAUUGUGAAACUAUGUUCAUAAAAUCAUCACAGAUACCAAUUAAUAAAUCAGACCAUAAUGUCACUAAACGUCCAACACAAUGGAAAACUAUUACGUUAGAUUUUGAAUUCACAAUAAAAAAUCGAAAUGUUUUCAGUCAGAAUGAGUGUUUUUCCAAAUCAAAUUGUACAUUUACACAAGAUAGUUGCAGACAUGGACGUAAAAAUGUCAUAGAUUUAUCUACAUUAUCCUCAAAACGUUUUUUAUUUGAUGACGGUAAGUGUAUUAUAGAAUUGGGGUUACGUAACCCACAUAUAUGCAUAAAACUACAAGCGAACCAAGUUGAAGAUCCCACAAACCAUCUGUUACUUAAAAAAGACAGAAAAAGAACUCAUAAUAAUGGUUCUGUUGUAUUAAGGCGAAUGGAUAAUGAAACAAUCACAUUUCCAGAUACCAUUCAUUUUGAAACUGAUCACUUUUCAUAUGCUGGUGAUACAUGGGUUCUUACUAUUGACAUUGAACCAUAUCGUGACUUAUUGAGAAAUUUAACUUUUGACAGUGAUAAUUAUCAUGAUGUAUGUGCAGAUGUGGAAAUAUGCUUGACAAAAAAGUCAGAGCAUAAGACAGAUAAUUACACAUAUUAUAAUGCUGAGAAACCACUGGGAACACAGUGGACACGACUACUGUGUAAUGCCUAUUUACCAGGUGAAUGUCAUACCGGGUUGAUGCAGUUUUUAAUAGGAUCACAAGGAUGGCCAUUGAAAGCACAUUGUUGCAAGUUUGAUGAACGAACAAAUGUCGUAAAACAACAACAGCUAAAACAAGGAGAAAAAAGCCAAAAUAAUAUUUUGAAAUUUAAUUCGUGUGAAUACUUGGAAAAAGGUAAAACACGUACUCAUCAAUCAGCAGUCACUUUUCUUUUAAGCACAGUUUCAUCAAAAUUCUGUAUCACAUUAGAAAUGAUAUUUUAUGAACGAUUAACGGUGGUUAAUUUUCCUAUCAAUAAUCUUGACAAUUUUAAUCAUGUUGACAGUUGUCUAAUUAUGGAUCCAUUUUCGCUUCCAUGGAGGCUGUUUCUGAAUAGAUCAUCACGUUUAGUGAGAGUAGGGCUGGUUCCGGAGCAGAAACCAGAUUUGGAACAUGAACCAGAAUAUCUGAAAAGCAGUGAAAAAUCGUCAAAAAUACAAAGCAAACAAUCUCACUCAGAAAGGAGCACUAUACCAAGCGGUUAUCUAUAUCUCUUCGGUUGUAAGCUUCGUAUUCAAGGUUAUCAAUCAAACGGAACCAAUACUCGUGUUAUUGAACCAGUUGGAAAAGAAAUUUUACAAAUCACGUGCAAAAAAUCGGAUUUCUAUAACGAAUUGCUGCUAUCUAACCGACUUCGACAUUCUGGAAUAAACGUUCCGCAAAAUAAUUUGAAUAUUCUUUUAAUUAAAAAUUUACCGAAAUAUUUACUCAAAAAUAAUGGUGCUGAACUAUUGCAAAGUUUGUGUAAUACUAGUGUUAUGGACAUAGAUAAUAAAAUAUCUGAACGUUUGUUGAGGAAAGCUAGUCAAAUUAGUAGCGUACAGGUGGCCAUGGAAAUAACAUGUCAAGAAUUAACUGGGUCAAAUAUGGGAAUAUUAAAUCCUAAAACAGGUACUAUUACGAUUGAAAUUCAGUGGUUGUAUAGACAUCAAAUAUACAUCGAUACACUUUAUCAAACAGAUGAAAUUGGUGCCCGCCAAUACCAUCAAAUGAGAAAUGAACUAAUAAGAAUCACUAAAGAAAAGGAUGAGUUAGAAAGACAGCUUAUGGGGUACCGAAUGGGUCUAGUUCAAAUUGAUUCGCGUUCUCAUGGUCCAAAAAGCAUGCUUCCUUUGGAGUUCAUUCCUGGUCUGGUUGGUCAUUCCACAACAACUACUGUACCAUCAGGUGAAGACUGGCAUAACUCCAGUUGUUAUAGUGAAAAAGCUGUGUUACAGCAACCAUGUUACAGAAUGAACAAUACUGUGUCUAGCUUGAAAUAUGAAUGUAAUAAUCAACAUACAAAAUCACAUGCAACAUCUUCGCCAUCAAACUAUUCUUCAGAUAAAUUGAAAGCAUGUAAACCGUAUGGUUUAUUAUCAACAUGCCAUAUAGAGAACAAUAUGAGCCAUAGUUUGUUAGACUAUGAGUCUUCAGAUGAAUCAGCUCCAAGGUCAUCAUAUCCUAUUUAUCGACCAACCUCAAAGCAACCUAUGAGUUCCAAGUGUGGUAUCAUCAUAGAGUCAACAGGUUGUUGUAAAAUGAAUUGUGUUCUUCGGUCUUCCUCUUUUCCAUUUCUCUUCGGGAUUCCAAGUUAGCGAUUACCUAGUAAUACAGUCUGGUGAUUUCCAUAAUGUACAUCCUAUCCACUUCCAACAUCUCGUAAAUUCCUCCACAGCCUGAAGCUGGUUUGUUCUCUUGCACAGAAGCUUGUGGCCGAUGGUAUCCGGUCAACGGACAUUCAGUAUCAUGCGUAAAAAAUUGUUUACAAAUGCUUGUACAUCUUGAUGAUGAUUGUAGUUGCUGUCCAGCUUCCAGCUCCGUACAGUAGGACUGUCUUGACGUUCGUAUUAAAGAUUAUCACUUUGAUAUUGGUUGACAGUUGUUUUGGCAGAGGCUGGUGCUACACUAGUUGUCUUCACCUACAUUUAUUCGUGUGUAUGGGAUAGAAGAGCUAGAUCAUCUGCGAAGUCCAAAUCAUCUAGUUUCAUUAGAGCUGUCCAUAUUAUUCUGCGCAUUCCCUCAGAUAUCAAGGUCUUUAUAAUCCAGCCAACCACUAGAACAAAAAGAAAGGUGAAGACUGAGCAGCCUUGUCUGACUCCGAUCCUCACUUCGAAUGCGUCCAUCAGCUGUCCUCCACGCACCACUUUGCGCUGUAGUCCAUUGUAUGAACUCCAGAGACUUUUGACGAUCUUCUAAGGGACACCAUAAUGUCGAAGAAGGUUUCAACAGGUUCUCCGAUCCACGAUGUCAAACGCCUUCUCAUCGUCAUGAAAGUUGAUGUAUAAUGACGAGUUCCACUCAACUGAUUGUUCAAUGAUGAUCCAUAGUGUGGUCAUCUGGUAUGUGCACGACCGAUCCUUACGGAAUCCAUCUUGUUGAUCUCGAAGUUGGGCAUUCACUGAGUCCUUCAUUCGGUUGAACAACAUUCUGUUAAAAGCUUAUUCUGGUACCGAUAGUAGUGUGAUGCCUAUGUAGUUAGUUCUCACAUUUGCUUAGAUCUCCUUUCUUUAGUGUCUCGAUGAGGUAUCCUUCUUUCCAGUCUGCCGGUAUGUGUUCUCUCAAAUAUUCCUGAAUAGAACGCGGAGCAUGUUUGCAGUCGCUUCUAUGUCUGAUCACAGUGCUUCAGCUGUUAUGUUGUCUGGUCCACCUGCUUUCCCAAGUUCGAUCUGUCUGAUCGUCUUGAUUUCUCCGAUCGUCGGUGGAGUGGCAUUUAUAUGAAAAUCUGUAGGUACUGCUUUGGUGUCUGGUGGAUUCAGUCUGGUUGAUUUAUUCAAGAGUUCUUCAAAGUGCUAUACCCAUCUGCUCUUUUGUUCUUGAAUCUCAAUGGUCGGAAUCCCUUUGUCCUUGACUAGUCUCUCUGGUUAACUAUAUUUUCCUGCUAGUUUCUUCGUUGCACCACAUAGCUAUCCCAUGUUUCCCCCUCUUGCAGCUUUUUCCACUGUCGCUGCUAGGUCUUUCACUUAUUUCCGCUUGUCGACCCUAAUGCUCCUCUUCACUUCCUUAUUUGCUUCUGUGUAUUCAGUUCGUGCCUUGACUUUCUCUGUUCUUGUUCGGCUGUUGUUAAUUGCUGUCUUCUUCUUCCUCCUUUUUUGAAUCUUGCUCAAGGUUUCGGUAGAAAUCCAUUCCUUAUGAUGAUGCUUCUUGCGGCUCAGAACCUCCCAACACGUUGAAGUUAGUGCUUCUUUGAUCUUUUUCCAGUUGUCGUCCAUACCAGUUUCUCCUUUCAGUAGAUCUUGUAAGGCUUGGAAGCUGUUGUUGAGAGUUAUCUUGAAUCCGUUGAGAUUGUCAGUAUGUCGAAGGAAGGCUGUAUUGAACCUUUGUAAUGCUGUUUCUCCAGUCGUUCAUUGCUUCUUUAGCUUCAGUCCCAUCUUGGCAACUACCAGGUGGUGAUCUGGAGUUAUCUCAGUUGCUCUCCUGGUUCUCACAUCUUCCACUAACCUUAUGAAUUUUUUAGUGAUGGAAAUAUGAUCGAUCUGAUUCUCUGUAGUAUGAUCCAGUGAGACUCAUGUGGGUUUUUGUAUGCGUUUGUGACCGGUGAUUGUGUCGCUUAUAACCAUUUUGUUGAGUGCACACAAAUUUGCAAAUCUUUCACCAUCCCCAUUACGUUCUUCCAGUCCAUGCCGUCCCAUGAUAUCUUCAUAUCCGAUGUUGUUCAUUCCAAAUUUGAUACUUAGGUCUCCCAUUAGAAUGCUUCUGAGCACUUCUCUAUGGAUCGGUUGCAUUCUCUUGUAAAACUGACCUUUAUUUCGUCGUUGCUACCAUUGGUUAGUGCAUAAGAUUUGAUUAACAUUCAUUGUGAUUCCCUCAUUCUUUGUUUUGAAAGAUCCCUUGAUGAUCCAGUAUCCGUGAGAUUCCCAUCCUAUAAGUGUUCCACGUGCUUCCUUAGACAGCAUCAAAGCAACUCCCUGAGUAUAUGGAGCAUUUUCUUCUUCGUGACCACAGUACAGCAGCAUCUUUCCCAAAUCUAUACUUUUCUGUCCAGCUUGGGUCCAAUAGGUCUCACUGAUUCCGAGAACCAUUAAUAUGCGUCUCCUCAUUUCCGUAACUAUUUGAUUAGUCCUGCCGGUCUCCCACAUUGUCCGGACAUUCCAUGUACCUAUAUUCACUGUUGCUCUGUUUAUUAGAAAUGGUAUCUGUCUCGUGACUUUCGAAGAAUAUCGACUUUCACUAUGAAGCGUUAUAAUUCUUCUCUCAACUCCCGGGGUGGAGUUUAAAUGGUUUAGUUUGUUUAUUCUGGUUAGCUUUUUUAGCAAGUUUGUUUUCUACGGGAUGGGGUUGAUGACCCCAUGCCGAACCCUCCUCCUUUCCCCGGGCUUGGGACUGGCAGUAACCCUAGAAGAGCUACAGGCGGAAUUCUAACUUGCAUAAUGUAGCCCGAAAGUAACUCAUGAACUGUUAAAACAGUUUGGAAUUGCCAGCACCUCAAAGGUAGUUCAGAUGAACACUAUAUUAAGCAUACCUACAUAAAAUCUUAUUUCUAAUGUACAGUUCUUAUAAAUAAUUGAAAUUUCAUCUAUCCCUGCUUCUAAAGACACUGUAACAAACCUAGAAUCUUGUCCCAUUUCGGUCUACUCGAAACAGAGCUAAUACUUUGGCUGUUCAGCCGGUGAAAUUAAGUAUCUAAUACUUACUGAUCAGUUAAGCAAAAUAUGAUGUAAAUAAAGUAAUAAGUUAUCAGCAUUUAGGCAUUAUUAAUCAGAUUCUUCAGUUUUACAACGAUACUCAGAUUGUUGCUGAUUUAAAUUUAAUCCUUACAACAACUUAAAUCUUUACUGCUAUGUCUAUCAAUGAGAUUAAUAUUUAAGAAUCAGUUCUUUUUGCCAAAAUUUCUCUAAUUUUAAAUUUGUUUAUUAGAAACAAUGUUUUGUUAAAUUUUUGUAAAUAGUUUUAAUGUUCAGUGAAUUAGUCUUUCUCAAUCAUACAACCAAAAGCUUUUUAAAAGAAAUUGAUCAUACCACGUCAAGCAGAAAAGGAGAUAAGGGAAAUUUACAUAAAAACUGAAUUAAACCUUUGUUUAG
Molecule: messenger RNA, 6123 nt
Organism: Schistosoma curassoni
Lineage: Eukaryota; Metazoa; Platyhelminthes; Trematoda; Strigeidida; Schistosomatidae
Source: the annotation of a GenBank genome assembly